AUGGCUGCACUCAAGUGGGCUUCGACCGGCCUCGGCUGGGGGGGCGGGCUCGGGGAGGCGUGGCCCUCCCUGUCGAAGGUCGCGGUGGUCCGGUCGCCACUGCGACUGGCCUUCCCCCGAGAGACGACAACGAGAGACGACAACGAUCGGCACUCGUCCAUGGAUAGCCCGUACAAGGACGGGCUCGGCCGAGUGAUGCCGACGGUCUUUGUUGCCGGGCCGGCCAAGUCCGGCUCCACCUUCCUCUGGGAGUGCCUGCACCAGUCCUUCCACCCGCAGCACGUGUGCGGCCGCGACGACGCGGCCGGUUGGUCGGACACGCUCUGCCAGCACCGCCGCUUCCUUCUUCCCGCCGUCGCUGCCGACGUCGCGCAGCCCGCCUGCCCGCGCUUCCAAAAGGAGUCCGCGUUCUGGCGCUGGUGGGGGCGGCGGCCAUCGUACACGUGGGCGCGCUACGGCGGGCCUCGCCUCCCGCUCUCCUCGUGGGAGGCGAGAAGGGGCGCGUGCAAGAGCAAGAGGGGGCGGCCGCGUCCGGACGACUCGAGGCCCUUUCCCGGCCACCGCGCCCUCGAGGUCGCCUGCCUGCAGGACGAAGCGUGCCCGGCGGCGGGCGAGGGCGGGAGGGUGGGGUACGCGUCCCCGCUGCCGCCGAGCUGCCAACGCGCGUGCACUCCCUGCGAGCACCACCCCGGCUGGGUCGACAACUCGCCUUCGCCCUGUUCCGUGUCACCGUACCGCUGCGCCUCGCGCGUCUGCGCCGAGGCGCCAGUCAGCCAGUCAUUCCUCUUCGUGCGGAUGGCCUCGCUGCCGCGCGCCGCUGCCGACGUGCCCGCCAUCCAGAAAGAGCUCGCCACCUUCCUCGGCCUCUCUCCGCCGCCAGCCGACUCGGCGCAGAGCGGCGUCUGCCUGAGUGCCACCAUGAUCACCUCGAAGCAGGUGAUCGUCCGCGCACACAAUGCAUCCGUGCGCGACGUCAAGAGCGCGUUCCGCGCGUCGCCGACCGCGCGGAACCUCUCCGCCUUCUUUGCGAGGCACGAGGCGCUGCGAACGGCGAUCUUUGAGCGGGAGCGGGUGCGGGUGUACUGAGACAGACAU
Molecule: messenger RNA, 1095 nt
Organism: Emiliania huxleyi CCMP1516
Lineage: Eukaryota; Haptophyta; Isochrysidales; Noelaerhabdaceae
Exons: 5
Coding region: 1-1086 (361 amino acids)
Source: RefSeq, a predicted model, not a curated record